Copidosoma floridanum is the source of this 1606-nucleotide messenger RNA. RefSeq names its product ubiquitin specific protease 39 (gene Usp39). NCBI's taxonomy places the organism in Eukaryota, Metazoa, Arthropoda, Insecta, Hymenoptera, Encyrtidae. Gene Ontology annotation, biological process: spliceosomal complex assembly; protein deubiquitination; mRNA processing. The record is from RefSeq and is a predicted model, not a curated record. Gene Ontology annotation, molecular function: cysteine-type deubiquitinase activity; zinc ion binding.
UUGAUAUGAUGGCUAAAAAAGUGCACAACUUAAAAAGACAUCAUUCAGAGGUUGAAUCGAGCGACGAUGAUGAACCUACUAUUAGAGCACCAAAAAAAUUUAUCGCUCCAAGGUUGUGUCCGUAUUUAGAUACAAUCAACAGACAAUUCUUAGAUUUUGAUUUUGAAAAACUGUGCUCCGUUUCACUUUCAAGAAUCAAUGUUUAUGCUUGCCUAGUUUGUGGUAAAUAUUUCCAAGGCCGAGGCAAUAAUACACACGCCUAUACACAUAGUGUAGGAGAAAGUCAUCAUGUGUUUUUAAAUCUUCACACUUUGAAGUUUUAUUGUUUGCCUGAUAAUUAUGAAAUAAUUGAUUCAUCUUUAAAUGACAUAAAGUAUGUGUUGAAUCCUACUUUUGAUAAGGAGCAAAUUAAACAGUUAAACAAGAAUACCAAGCUAUCCAGAGCCAUUGAUGGCUCCAUGUAUUCUCCAGGAAUUGUUGGAAUGAAUAAUAUUAAAGCAAAUGACUAUUGCAAUGUAGUUUUGCAGGCAUUAUCACAUGUGACACCACUUCGUGACUUUUUUUUGAGAGAAUCAAAUUAUGCUAAAGUUAAAAGACCACCAGGAGACUCAUCAUAUCUUCUUGUGCAAAGGUUUGGGGAGUUAAUGAGAAAAUUAUGGAAUCCACGUAAUUUUAAAGCACAUGUAAGCCCUCAUGAAAUGUUACAGGCAGUUGUUUUGUGGAGCAAGAAAAAAUUUCAGUUUACGGAGCAAGGUGACCCUGUGGAUUUCCUUUCUUGGUUCUUAAAUGCUCUUCACAUAGCUUUAAAUGGUACUAAAAAGAAAGACUCUAGUAUAAUAUACAAAACCUUUCUGGGUCAUAUGCGAAUUUACACUCACAAAAUUCCACCUCUUGAACUGGAGGAAAGUCAGAGGAAUGAACUUUCAAAUACUAUAGAAUAUGCUGAAACAGUGACCGAAAGUCCAUUUUUAUACUUGACAUGUGAUUUGCCUCCACCUCCUCUGUUUAAAGAUGAAAACUCAAAAAAUAUCAUUCCUCAGGUUAAUUUGUAUACUCUUUUAAGUAAAUUUAACGGGGUGUCUGAAAAAGAGUACAAGACUUACAAGGAGAAUUUCAUGAAAAGAUUCGAAAUCAGAGAAUUACCACCUUAUCUGAUACUUUACAUCAAGAGAUUCACAAAAAAUACAUUUUUUGUUGAAAAAAAUCCAACCAUCGUUAACUUCCCUAUAAAAAAUGUUGAUUUUGGAGACAUAUUGACACCUGAAGUCAAAGCUAAGCAUCCAUUUACGACCUAUGAUCUGGUCGCAAACAUUGUGCACGACGGCGAACCUAGUCACGGAACAUACAGAGUUCACAUUUUGCACAAGGCAUCCGGCCAAUGGUAUGAACUACAGGAUCUGCAUGUGACUCCAAUUUUGCCUCAAAUGAUCACGCUUACGGAAGCGUACAUUCAGAUCUACGAACUGAGAACAGACCUGCCAAACACGGAGUACGGCAGAACCGUACUAACGAACGUGUGAAACUUGAUGUAUGCUCUGUAUUUUUUACAGUUCAAUGAAUUAUAAAUGAACAAUUAUAGAUUCUAUGUCUAGAAUCUUCACUAAUC